Molecule: messenger RNA, 779 nt
Organism: Enterobius vermicularis (human pinworm)
Lineage: Eukaryota; Metazoa; Nematoda; Chromadorea; Rhabditida; Oxyuridae
Source: the annotation of a GenBank genome assembly
AUGGCGAUGCGCUUUCAUCCAGACAGAAAUCCCGGAGACGAAACUGCCGCUGACAAAUUCUCAAAAGUAGCUACUGCUUAUGAAAUCCUUUCUGAUCUAAACAAAAGACGAGAAUAUGACUCUGGUGACUCAUCCAACAUUCCAGAUGUUGAUGUAAACAGCGUAAAAACUUUUGGAAGACUUGGACUCUGCUGUGCGUCUCAUAUUAUUCUAAUAAAAACAGUAAUAAAUCCUGCAAAACUUGCUACUGCCAAAGCAUUGAUGCGUGGAGAGAAAAUUAAUGAUUCGGUUUCAAUUGCAGAGCCGGGCAAGAUUUAUAACAGAAAUAUUACUUUUCAGGAAUCCGAGGACGCUGGAGGUUGUAUGAUGGCUGCACUUUAUUUCGCACCUUUUGAUUAUAUAGAAUCACCUUCAUCGUUCUCUUCGGAAAAAGGUGGAAAUACAGUUUUCAAAUUAUUGAGCUCUCUAAAAAUCGUGUCUGCACGGACACUUAAAGAAGGGUAUCAUCUUUUUUGCGUAUCUGGAAACAACUGGUUCUCAGAUUUUGCUUACAAGUUCACAGCGAUAAACCUAUAUGAUAAUGAGGUUUUACAUCGCCAUAUAAAAGAUACCAAGAAAGAGGUAAUUAAAAAAGUGGAGGAGGUAGCUGGAAUGCGGUCUAAUUAUUUAGUGGUUGAAAAAGAGUACAGGGAUAUGACCGGAAGUGGACGAAAAGGUAAUGUGAAGGUCGGCAGAUUAUCAAAGGUUAUGCUUCUUUCAUCUAACUUGCUUUAUUAAAA